This is a messenger RNA of Prionailurus viverrinus (fishing cat), 2193 nucleotides long. It is a transcript of the gene ZFP37, whose product is annotated as ZFP37 zinc finger protein. Lineage: Eukaryota; Metazoa; Chordata; Mammalia; Carnivora; Felidae. Gene Ontology annotation, molecular function: DNA-binding transcription factor activity; RNA polymerase II cis-regulatory region sequence-specific DNA binding. The transcript is spliced from 4 exons. Gene Ontology annotation, biological process: regulation of transcription by RNA polymerase II. The record is from RefSeq and is a predicted model, not a curated record. The coding region runs from base 73 to 2007 and encodes 644 amino acids.
CCUCCCGCGAUACCCAGGGGCGCCGCCAUCGCAGGCGCCGGGCUCGCUAAGGCCGCGCUUCGAGCAGCCGCCAUGUCGGCCUCCGCCUGCGACCCGAUCCUCACAAAGCAGGAGAGCGUGGGCCGGAGGAGGGGUGCGGGAACGGCCGAAGGGGCCGGGUGUGCCGCGGACAUGGCCGUGUCGGAGCCGGGGGGCAGCGCCGCGGGAUCAGUAACAUUCAAAGAUGUGACUAUGGCUUUUACCCAGAAGGAAUGGGAGCAACUAGAUCCUGCCCAGAGGAACCUGUAUAAGGAUGUGAUGCUGGAGAACUACAGCAACCUUGCCUCAAUGGGUUAUCAAGCUCCCAAACCAAACAUGAUCUCCAAGUUGGAAAAAGGAGAAGAGCCGUGGUUGGGGAAGGGCAAAAAACCUAGACAAGGUGGUCCCAGUGAAAUAGCAAGACCCAAGCAAAUAGGAACCAAUGGAAAAGAAGUCCAGCAAGAUAACGACCAGCUAGCGAAUCACCAGGAAUCUCAAAACAAACUCCUUAGGGAAGUUGCAUUCAAGAAAAAAAGUCUGACUAAGAAGAAAGGCCACGAAUGUAGCUCAUUGGGGGAAAUAAAUGUGAGUACAAAACAUGUUCCUUCAAAAAGAAAGCUUAAAUUUGAUUCACAUGGAAAGAGUUUGAAACAGAAUUUAGACUUACUUGGUCAUAUAAGAAACUAUGCAAAAAAGAAACCUAAUGUAACUAAAGAGCACAAGAAAUCUUUCAGCCAUAGCUUACCUGAUACAAAGAAAAACAAAAAUCAAACUGGAAAGAAACAGAAAUUAUCCAACCAUAGCUUAUCUAAUAAGCAUGACAAAACUCAAACUGGCAAGAAACAUGAGAAAUUAUCUCAUCAUAGCUCAUCCCGUACUAAAUGCGACAAAAUUCAAACUGGAAAGAAACAUGAGAAAUCAUCCAGCCGUAGCUCAUCUACUAAGUGUGACAAAACUCAAGCUAAAGCCAAACCCUAUGAAUGUAAUCAAUGUGGAAAGGUUCUCAGUCACAAGCAAGGACUCACUGACCAUCAGAGAAUUCAUACUGGGGAGAAACCAUAUGAAUGCGAUGAAUGUGGGAUAGCCUUUAGCCAAAAGUCACACCUCGUUGUGCAUCAGAGAACUCACACUGGAGAAAAGCCAUAUGAGUGUACUCAGUGUGGCAAAGCCCACAGUCAUAAACAUGCCCUCACUGACCAUCUGAGAGUUCAUACUGGGGAAAAGCCCUAUAAAUGUACUGAGUGUGGGAAAACCUUUAGACACAGCUCAAACCUUAUUCAACAUGUAAGAUCUCAUACAGGUGAGAAGCCCUAUGAAUGUAAGGAAUGUGGAAAAUCCUUUAGGUAUAACUCAUCUCUUACAGAACAUGUGAGGACUCAUACAGGUGAAAUACCAUAUGAAUGUCAUGAAUGUGGAAAGGCUUUUAAGUAUAGCUCGUCCCUUACUAAACAUAUGAGAAUUCAUACAGGUGAGAAGCCCUUUGAAUGUAAUGAAUGUGGGAAAGCUUUCAGCAAGAAGUCACACCUCAUUAUACAUCAAAGAACUCAUACUAAGGAGAAACCCUACAAAUGUAAUGAAUGUGGAAAAGCAUUUGGGCAUAGCUCAUCUCUUACUUACCACACGAGAACUCAUACAGGUGAAAGUCCUUUUGAAUGUAACCAAUGUGGAAAGGCCUUCAAACAAAUUGAAGGUCUUACUCAACAUCAGAGAGUUCAUACUGGGGAAAAACCCUAUGAAUGUAAUGAAUGUGGGAAAGCUUUUAGCCAAAAGUCACAUCUCAUUGUACAUCAGAGGACUCAUACUGGGGAGAAACCUUUUGAGUGUAAUGAAUGUGGAAAAGCUUUCAAUGUAAAGUCACAACUUGUUAUACAUCAGAGAUCCCACACUGGAGAGAAACCCUAUGAAUGUAAUGAAUGUGGGAAAGCUUUCAAACAAAAUGCAUCCCUUACCAAACAUGUGAAAACUCAUUCAGAAGAAAAAUCUCAGUGAAAUUAAUGUGGGAAAACCUUUUAACUAGAGGUUUUAUUUAACCUUAGAAGAAGUCUGAAUUUUAAGGAUGUUAGAAAGCCUUUAAUAAGAAGUCACACCUCGUUACAUACGAGGGAAUUUGAAAAUGAAUCUUACAGGGAAGCAAUGGAUGGAGAGUUUAAACUUGAUACCAACCUUUUAUAGAAA